Molecule: messenger RNA, 2428 nt
Organism: Quercus robur (English oak)
Lineage: Eukaryota; Viridiplantae; Streptophyta; Magnoliopsida; Fagales; Fagaceae
Exons: 1
Coding region: 423-1934 (503 amino acids)
Molecular function (GO): glycosyltransferase activity
Source: RefSeq, a predicted model, not a curated record
GUAAUGGCAAAAAAAUAGGACUUGGGCUUUCAUCAAUUUCGCAUAAUACUUCGAUGUCCUCUGUCGGUGGAAGAUUGUGGGUUAGUUCAGGGUAGUUUCUUGAAAACUUAACACCAGCCCGAAAGAAUGGUCCACGAAGAACAGUGCAGAUGAGUCUCUAGCCUGCAAAGAGGAUAUUGGCCCAAAGCCCAGAAGAAGAGGGAAUUGAAGAUACAACUAACACCUAUCAAGUAACAAGUAGUCAACAUGGGAGUACAGUAAAAUAUUAAGGCCUCUCUCUGUUUCUCGUCGUUUUCCCUUUCCUCCGGCAAAAAGUUAACUCUCUCUCUCUCUCUCUCUCAAAUUCUCAUUCAUUCCAAACUUAGUCAUUGACUCAAUUUUUUGCUCACAUUUUGAAGUGUCAUUUCUCUCAAUACAUUGCCAUGGAAUCCAAUGAAACCCGUUCCACUAAUCAACCACAACCAAAUCAAACUCUCCCCCCAACAUUAAAACGGAAACCAAUUCUGUUAUAUAUAUCAUCCAUUCUUGUUCUCUUUCUAGCAAUCUCAUUCACUUUCACCAAAACAAACUUUUACAAAACCCAACACCUAAGAUACACUCUCUCAUCACAUUCACACGCACACCCCACUUUUCUUCAAACCCUUCUAGGCUUUCUUAACCCAACCCCAAAACCCAAACAAGCCCCAGCACCAAAACCCAUUUCCGUUUCCCCCUUUUGUGUGCUAUGGAUGGCUCCUUUUCUUUCAGGUGGUGGGUACAGCUCAGAAAGUUGGUCAUAUAUCUUGGCCCUCCAUGAACACAUGAAAAACCCAAUUUUCAAAUUGGCCAUUGAGCAACAUGGUGAUCUUGAAUCACUUGAAUUCUGGGAAGGCUUGCCAAAAUAUAUCCAGAAGUUGGCAUUUGAGCUUCACCAAACAGAAUGUAGAAUGAAUGAGACCAUUGUGGUUUGUCAUAGUGAGCCUGGUGCUUGGAACCCUCCUUUGUUUGAAACCUUACCGUGCCCACCAGGUGCUUACCAAAAUUUCAAGUCCGUGAUUGGCCGGACCAUGUUUGAGACUGAUAGGGUGAAUUUGGAACACGUUAAGCGCUGUAAUCAAAUGGAUUAUGUUUGGGUUCCUACUGAUUUUCAUGUAUCUACAUUUAUUCAAAGUGGGGUUGAUCCUUCUAAGGUGGUCAAAAUCAUUCAGCCUAUUGAUGUGAAGUUCUUUGAUCCCCUCAAGUAUAAGCCUUUAGACCUUUCUUAUAUAGGGAAAUUGGUGUUAGGUACAGCAACCCGGAACUUGAAUUCGAAAAAGGAGUUUAUGUUUUUGAGUAUCUUCAAGUGGGAGUAUAGGAAAGGCUGGGAUGUAUUGUUAAGAUCAUACUUGAAGGAAUUCUCUAGUGUUGAUGGGGUUGCUUUGUAUUUACUAACAAAUCCAUACCAUUCUGAUGGAGAUUUUGGGAACAAGAUAGUGGAGUUUGUGGAGGAAUCUGGUAUGGAAAAACCAGUAGCUGGUUGGGCUCCAGUUUAUGUGAUUGAUACUCACAUUGCUCAAACUGAUUUACCGCGACUAUACAAGGCAGUUAAUGCAUUUGUUCUUCCAUCAAGAGGGGAAGGGUGGGGGAGGCCUCUUGUGGAAGCCAUGGCAAUGUCCUUGCCAAUGAUUGCCACGAAUUGGUCUGGGCCGACAGAGUAUUUGACAGAGGAGAACAGCUAUCCAUUGCCAGUGGAUAGAAUGAGUGAGGUUGUGGAAGGGCCAUUCAUAGGGCAUCUUUGGGCAGAACCUUCAGUUGAUAAGCUUCAAGUUCUAAUGAGGCAUGUGAUGAAUAAUGUCGAGGAAGCUAAGGCCAAAGGUAAGCGAGCAAGGGAGGACAUGAUAAGAAGGUUCUCUCCUGAGAUUGUUGCAGAAAUUGUUACUAAUCAUAUACAAGAAAUACUUCAGAAGGUGAGUUAAAAAUAGUUUUGGCUCUUUAUGUUGGAGGUUGUAUGCUCCUUAUAAUUGCUUUCUUGAACUUGGCCUGUCUAGCAACUGAUCCUGUAAUCAAGAUGGCUUGUGUGGACUGUUGAAGGAGUUGGUUAAUGUAAUGAUUUAAUCUGGUUUCUCGGAGAAAUAAAACUGAAUGGAUGGAAUUUGACUUGGAGGUAGUCACCCUUCAAGAAGAAGAAGAAGAAAAAGAAGAAAUGGAGACUUGAGAAAGAGAGAAUUUGGGAGAGAAAAGUGAGAAAUGUUAUGACUUAUUCCUUUAAUGAUGAAAUGCUAUGGAUUACAAGUAUUUAUACAAGAGCUACUUGCAAGUCUUAUUGGCUAAAAUAAGCAACGAACAACUUGCAAGCAAUUUGGCUCAAUUUCUUAAACACUUCUUUCUAUUGUAAUUAACUUGUACUUGCUUGAGCACUGGACCCAAGCUUUGCCCAAUUAACUUAGCUCCACUUCUUGCAAUCUUGCAA